Saprolegnia parasitica CBS 223.65 is the source of this 772-nucleotide messenger RNA. RefSeq lists its product as hypothetical. The transcript has 2 exons. The record is from RefSeq and is a predicted model, not a curated record. Lineage: Eukaryota; Oomycota; Saprolegniomycetes; Saprolegniales; Saprolegniaceae. The coding region runs from base 50 to 772 and encodes 240 amino acids.
AACCACAACAUAAAAGACGGGGACCUGUAUCUUGGAACCAAACGGUCGGAUGACGCAGCUAGGGGGCCUGCACGCGCGGCGCAUGCUGCUCCUGCGUCUUACGAUGGCGAUUUCGUUUACCAUUUGUCUUUGGCGCAACGCUGCAAACGCCCUUGCGCUCGACGACGUCCGCCUGCGCCACCCCACCGUCAUGGUCCUUCCCCGCGAAGCCGACCAGCUCUUCUGGGUCGUCGUCUUCUUCCUCUUUGGCUUUAUCGGGCGCGAGUGCAUCGCGCCGUGUGCGGACUUGCCCUUUCCGCAGCUCGAGAUUCUGUAUGGGCUCACCAGUCUCGGGCUCGUGCUUCAAACCAUUUGUUUUGAAGCGGCGAGCGCCGACUGGAUGGUCGUCGCGUUUGGGGCCAUGUCGGCGCUCUGGCUGAGUAUGUUUGCCGCCUACGUGCUCGUGCUUGAGAACGUCGAGCCGCCCCAUUUGUUCGCUACCUUGUCGAUUCACAAGGACGUCGGGUAUCCGUGCCGCCGCGUCUCCGACUAUCUCUGGAUGCGCGUGCCCUUCACGCUCUACGCCAGCUGGCUCGGCGCGACGACAAUGGCGAGCCUCACGGUGGCGCUGGCGACCGUCGGUGUCCCGCUCGAUAUGUACAUUUACAUCAGCUGCUUCAGCGCGCUGCUCAUGGCCAACGUGGUCGCUCUGCUGUGGCAGGGCGACUUGGUGUUUGCGUCCGUCGGUGCGUGGGCAUUCGUGUGGUACGUCGCGCUGCUCGGUCGGCUGUGA